AUGUCGCAAGCCGCCUCUGGCAUGUCGCCCGGGACCUUCACCACGCCCUCGCGGCCGCUGCGGUGGCUCAUCACCGGGUGCUCCUCCGGCCUCGGCCUCGCUCUCGCCCGACACGUCCUCACCCGCGGCCACCAGCUCGUCGCCACCUCGCGCUGCCCCGAGAGCACCCCCGCGCUCGUCGCCGAGGUCGAGCGCGCCGGCGGGCGCUGGGCGCGCCUCGACGUGACGGACCCAGACUGCGGCGCGGUCCUCCAGACGCUGGAGGACGAGGAGGGCUUGGAGGUGGACGUGCUGGUGAGCUGCGCGGCGGCGUCGGUGCACUCGGUCGCGGAGGCGUUUACGGAGGAGGAGGUGCGCGCGCAGACGGAGCUGCUCUAUUUCGGGCCGUUUCGGCUGGUGCGCGCGGCGGUGCCGCGGAUGCGCGCGCGGAGGUUCGGCGUGGUGGUGCACGUGCUGGCCAAGGAGGUCGCCGCGUUCAACGUGCGCACGCUGACGGUGCAUCUCGGCUCGCUCAACACAAACAUGCCGGAGGCGGCGAAGGCGGGAAGCAGGCGGCUGCCGGGGGACUAUGAGGGCAGCGUGGCGGAGGGGACGGUGGGAGUGAUGAGGGAUGGGAGGAUGGUGCCGCGCGGGGACAAGGACAAGGCGGCGCGGCGCAUCUUCGAGGUGGCGAUGGGGGAGGGCGCGGGGAAGGGUCAUGAGGGGGAGUUUUUCCUGCCGCUGGGCGAGGAGAUGCCGGCGAGGAUCAGGCUGGUGAGGGAUCGGCUGGAUCACUGCCUGGAAGUGUAUGGGGAUGUCUGUACGAGCAUCGGGCUGGACGCGGGGGAUGAGUAG
Messenger RNA from Cordyceps fumosorosea ARSEF 2679, 834 nucleotides. RefSeq names its product NAD(P)-binding domain protein. The transcript is spliced from 2 exons. The coding region runs from base 1 to 834 and encodes 277 amino acids. The record is from RefSeq and is a predicted model, not a curated record. Lineage: Eukaryota; Fungi; Ascomycota; Sordariomycetes; Hypocreales; Cordycipitaceae.